Caenorhabditis remanei is the source of this 1329-nucleotide messenger RNA. RefSeq lists its product as uncharacterized. Gene Ontology annotation, molecular function: UDP-glycosyltransferase activity. NCBI's taxonomy places the organism in Eukaryota, Metazoa, Nematoda, Chromadorea, Rhabditida, Rhabditidae. The record is from RefSeq and is a predicted model, not a curated record. The coding region runs from base 1 to 1329 and encodes 442 amino acids. The transcript has 8 exons.
AUGUUGUAUCCUACUACAUUUCUUCUUCUUUUCUCAAUAAUCACGCCUUCGAUUUCUCUUCGGAUUCUUCAAAUUGUACCCGGAUUUACGAAUUCUCAUGUUCUUUUCAACUACAGAUUGGCUGAAACACUUAGAUAUCUGGGACACGAUGUAAAGAUGUGGACUCAAAUGGAAAUGGCCAUGCUUGACACGGGAAAUAACAAACUUCCAGAAGGUGUCACUGAGUACAGAAUUCCUAUUCAUUUUACGGAUACAUUGAAAACUGAAGGACUGAAAGUAUUUCAAUCGAUGAUGUUCGAAUCGGGGGACGCUCAUGACCUCUGGUGGACAGGCCAAGAAUUCAAGGAUAUGCGAGUAGAGGCAUGUGAACAGAUGCUUCGACACGAUGAAAAAGUGUAUGAAGACUUCCGAAAAGAUGGUUUCGAUGUGGCAAUUGCUCAUUUUCAUGACUUGUGUCCUCUUGCGAUUGCGAAGAAAAUGAAUGUGAAAAGAGUUAUCUGGAUCACCCACGGAACGUCAAUUUAUGAUUUCUCAGCAGUCGAACUUGGUCUUCGAACGAUUCCAUCAACAAUUCCACAUCCACUUUCAUCAGCUGGUUUCGCUCAAUCAUUCAUUGACAGAGUUCAAAACACACUCUGGCAUUUAUCAUUACUGGAUUUUGUGAAUCUCCCUCAAAACCUUCUUAUCGAUGAAAACUUGUUUUAUAGAGAAUUCGUCGGACUCGAUCAAGAGGAUUUAUGGGAUUUGGCGAAGAGCACGGUGCCUUCUUUGCUCAUAAACGGAGAUCGAAUGCUUGAUUUCCCUCGUCCUCUUCCAGUUCAUAUCGCAUUUUCGGGAGAAUUGGGAGUUCGAAAGGGAAAAAAGGCAGUUAUGGAGAAGUGGUUAGAGGAAAUAAUUGAGAAACCAUCAGAUGGAUUGAUUGUUUUUUCAUUGGGAACAGUUUCGAAUACUACUAAUAUGCCAGCGCAAAUGAUUAACUCGUUCCUCGGUGCAUUCGGAAAACUGAAAACUUACACUAUUUUAUGGAGAAUGGAGAAAUCAGUGGCUGGAGCUGAGAAAUAUGAUAACUUGCAUUUAGUGAAAUGGCUUCCACAAAAAGACAUAAUGAGACAUCCAAAAAUGAAAUUAAUGAUUGCUCAUGGAGGAUACAACUCAUUUUUGGAAGCUGCUCAGGCAGGAAUUCCAGCAGUGUUGAUGCCACUGUUCGCAGAUCAAAAGAUCAAUGCAAAGAGAGCUCAAAGAUUCGGAAUGGCAACAGUGUUGGACAAAUUGGAUUUGACAGUGGAUAAGGUUUAUGGAGCAGUCAAAGAGGCAUUGAAACCAGAGUAA